Molecule: messenger RNA, 5575 nt
Organism: Chara braunii
Lineage: Eukaryota; Viridiplantae; Streptophyta; Charophyceae; Charales; Characeae
Source: the annotation of a GenBank genome assembly
AGUCAUCUGAGUUGGUCUGAGGUUGGGCGUGCUAGUCAACGGGUGGGACUAUAAUGGCGUCCGCAAAGAGCACAUCCACAAGCGCUGGACCAUCUGCCCCCGGGGAGGGACGACCUCUACAGCAAUCUACUCCUCAGUAUAUGCACGCAAUCGGAGCACAAUGGUUUUUGGACUUCGUUAUUCAGGGGGACCUUUUUGGGCCAGCUGUUUUCAUGCGACCCACUUGCGUUCCAGACGCGGAGGGAGCGGACAACAUUCUUCCUCUCGGUACCAUCGUCGCGUGCGCCAAGACUCCUGGAGGUUUGCUCAAGCUGCACACUAACGGCUUGUACGACGAGUGCAGACUGCCUCUCAGAGGUGUUAAAGGUGUGCUGGUGACCAUCAAGAGUUUCGCGGGGUACGGCUGGAACAUGACGUUGUGCUCUCAUUUCAAAGGUCUUUACGAUGGCGGCAGCAAGCGUCUUCUAUCGCCAGAGCAAUAUCUGGAUCUCGCGCUGAUGGUGCCGAAAGAACGUUCGGUUCUUCCACGAGAACAUGUUUUUCGGCUUCUGCCACCCCAUGAGGGGUCGUCCGGCUUGGCUCAAGAAACUCCAGGUGCGGCAGUGGGGCGCGGGAGUCCGAUUCAAGACGCUGGGGGUCGGGUCAAGGGGCGCGCGCGCAGCGUUCACACGCAGGUCGGCCCGGAUGCUCCAGGGAACACGUCGGACUUGCAUUCUCAGGGUACAGGGACUCAACGGGUCAGUACUCCGAAACUCAUCAAGGUCCGCUGCGGCGGCGACACGUAUUCACUUCGAGAUGAGACGAGAAGAGAAUCUGGCAGAUCGGGGCAAGAUAUCGGAGGGAAUGAGGCUGAAGGGAUGGGCGCUGUCCGCGAAAGCUCGGGCGGGGAGCAAACUCCUUCGGAGAAGAAGCGCGAGCGGCAGAGGAUGGUGCAAGAGGAGGUGGCGGAAGGAACCCUCCGCAUGAAGAGGAUGAGAGGAAAAUCGGAGGUGGUGAUGGGCGGGGAUGGAGGUGACGUCGGAGAACGUGCCUUGGGAAAGAGGCCGCCGAAGGAAGAGGGUGGGACGGCAAGUAAGAAAGCGAGGAGGCCCGACGGUUCGACCAUCCGCGAAGGACAAGCUGUGGGUGGAGGAGAUUCGCCUGAUCCAGGCGCUGCGGCCGCGAGAGAACCUUCGGGGAAAUCGAAACAGAAAGUGGCAGCUGAAGAAGGCGAUGGCCAGAAGAAACCUCGAAGGCAGAAGACUGCUGAGGCGGUGAGCGGGGGCGAACGGCUUGUCGGUGAGGAGUGCGACGAAGCGGCAGCGUUCUGGCUCGAAUACGAGCGGAACGAUGGCAGUGAAAUCGUGGAGAAGGAGCUCCCCGUCCAACUGCUCAUCGACCCCAGGAAGGUCUGCGACGUCCCGUCUUGGGAAAGAUAUUACAACCACCGCAGUCUAAAUCGCGAAACUGUAGACGACAUCAAGGCUGCGAUGCUGAGUCAAUUCCACGACAAAAAGGGGAAGAUCUGGACGAAAAACCCUUUGGUUCUGGCACCCAUCUACAAGCCGGUGACGCGUAGGCCAGAGAAAGUUGACAUGGUUCACAAAGAUGUCUUCAAGCCAGAGGACAAGGACAAGUACUACUAUUACCCUGUUAACGGUCAACACACCGUGGCUGCUGUGAAGGAGUUGGAGGGUGAGCCAAUAUUCGAUUUGUGGAAUAUGCACUCGUGGCCGGCAAGAGUAGUGUGGUUCUCCGAUCGAGAUUUCGCGGGCUAUAGGCAGGUCAGUCUCAACGAGAACACGAGACACAAGAUGUCUAAGCAGCGAUCGCAGAAGGCCGCGUUCUUGGACAUGCGGGAGGCAUGGGAGAAAGAAGGAAGGCCGAUGGCCAUUCAAGGGAACCCUUCCGACAAGGAGACCGAAAAACGAAAGUUUUUUGAAUUCCAAAAGCUGAUUUUGGGAAAGAGUCCGAACGAAUCUCACUGGGUGUUGGCAGAAAAAGAUUUGUCGCUCGCCGACAAGGAGUAUGUCGUUGCCGUUGGUGAUGCAUUGAGGCAGUGGAUGCCGCUCGUGACGGCCGGUGAUGACGUUUUCCGCAAAGCCAUGGAGUUCUACGCGAAAUGGGCGGAGGGGAAGUUGUUGGGCGGCGACGGCAAGACGCCAUUGUUGAGGCCGGGCGAAUACAUGCCAGACAAAUCUCCGGGUCUGCAAGCAAUUACGGAAAUGGGCUCGAAAGGGGCGGCUGGUGAAACGAAGAUGGGGUGGCUGGUCCGGGUCCCGCCGCCUCCGACCAAAAAGAAAACGCAAGCGGACGACAAGUUUUUUGUGGUCGUGAAGGAGCCAGACAUGUUCUGUUGGCAGUGUCUCGCCGACAUGACCAAUGUCGAGAAACUGUCGAUCCUUGACGACAUUCUCGCGCUAAGGGGAGUGUUCGUGCAAUCCGCAGGCGGCCAUCUGAAGCGUCAGCAUAAACCUGGAAUUAAAGACAUGGUCGCGACGAGGAAAGUGGACCGUGUGAUGCUCCGUAUGUUCCACUACAUCUUGUUCCUUGAAACAGAGGAGGACGAACGUGUUUGGCGCCAGGGGAGCCCUUUUUUUCGGACCGAGGGGAAGCUUCUGGAGGAGUUCGGGCCGCAGGGCCUCACGAAACAAGUGUGGGUCGAAAUGCGAAAGCAUUUCCAGGGUGUGGUGGAGUACGUGAACACUUGCAAACAUACUCUUCCGCACGAGAAGGAGUCCAUCGACGACGCGAAGAGAUUGUACGAUGGUAACAGGUUCCUUAAAUCUUUUGAAAAGUCUGUUCGUUCCAUCUUGCGACGGACGGAAGAAGAAGUUCGAGACACGAUCAGGGUCAGCGGGGAUGUGAGGCACAUCAAAUGGCCCGACCAUAAUCGGGUGACCUGCCUUAUUCCUUUCACUUUCCCGCGUUCCCAAGCUCAUAGUCAUGUCACUGCGAUCCGUGAGGUUGUGCGACAUUACGUGUGCAACCUGUACGUCCUCAAUUUGUGUGAUCCCACACUCCUCACAGACUGGCGAGAAGACGAUUUCACGAACUUGCAAGGCGUUCUCCAAACACUUUCGCCAACGCACUGGGCACUUGUGGUCUUUUUCCCCUCUCGUUGGGAGCUCAGUUUCUUGAAAGGCAUGGUCAGGCUUAGCGUCCAUCACAUCAGGACAAGGAAGUGGGUGCGCAAUGCACAAAAGCAGGUCACUGUCCGGGAAGACAAUAUGGUGGUCGAGGAGUGUGACCGCCUUCGACGGAGAAACCUGGUGUUCGGUAUGCUCAAUGGGUACCACGAUGCACCCAGGGAGUAUGUCUCGCAUUUCCUGAGAAGGCUGGAGCACGUUUACUUCACGCUGGCCAAACCGCUCACCUUCCUAAAAAACUACAAGUCACAGUUUGACGAGGAGGACCCUUUUGACGCUGAAGACAUGGAGGAGCUGAGCGACUCGGAAACCUUCGAUUUCGAGUCCAUGCCACUUCCUCGGGUGGUUGGACAGGUAGGUGAUGAAGAGGAAGGUGGCCCUUGGAGAUAUAGCACGUCCCCUGCCAGUUUGAAGCGUGUGUUUCGGGGCGAACCAGUCGACGACCAAUCGUCUGAUGACGGGGAGGAAGACAGAGACUAUGAUCACGAACCUUGUGACAGGCUCCCUGAGGACCACGACACCUGGCAGAAUGACAGACUCUACUUCUUCAGCAAGCAUCACUGGUUCACGGCGGAGGAUGUCUGGGGACACAACGUCGUCUGCCACCCGAAGAUAUUCCAACCUGCUGUGAGGAAUGGAAUGUGGGUCAUGGCAAUGAAGGAGGCCGAUGGCAAGUGGAGUGGACUGAAGAGACUGGGUGCCGGUGCAUUUAAGAGAACGGCGAGAACUGCUCUGGUGGAGCAUUUGAGUCUCAUGAACCCCGAGAGGACCGACCCAGGCGUCGCUGCGUAUGCAGAACAAAAGCUAAAUGAGUUGUACGCCAACAACAUGUUGGAGUUUCGAGUGCCUUUCUACACACUCAAAACGCCACCGUCUCGUGGCAUUGACCGGCGCAUGCCGCAACCUCCGUCGAGCGGUCAGCAUCCAGGAGGGGGUGGAGGAGGAGACGAAGGAGACGGCGGAGGAGGUGGAGGAGACGACUCACAAUUUGCCGGAAAGGGGACGGGCAAGACAUCAUCGGUAGAGAAGGCGUCCGGGGGAACGGGGUCAGGCGGAAAGGACUCGGGCGGAAAGGGGUCGGGCGGGAAGGGGUCGGGCGAAAAGCGUAGAACGUCCGCGAGUCCCCAGUAUAUGGAAACUGACCCUCACUGCGUAGGGAGUCGAGAUUCCGACAUGCGAGACAAGGCCACCCUGAGGUCUGAUCAAGAGCGAGUAGAUUCGCACUUGUCUGCGAGGACUUCGUUUCCCGUUGCCGAGGAGAGUCCAUCCCGCCGUGCGCAGAGCGAAGGUGCGACCUUCGGUUCCCUCGGCUCGGGCGACCGCUACAAACUCCGACUACAUUCGGAUUUGCUGACGUCGCCCUCCGCCAUAAGUGCUCCUCACGCAAUAGUUCUGCGGGGCCAAGAAAAUGUCACGUCCUGCCCCCCACAUCUUCAGGUGGACACAGGGUUGCCCUGCUCGCCUCCGUUCUCAUGUGUUGAGACUCGAGACUGGCGGUCUCGCGACGUGCUGGAGGGGCCCGCUGCAGGAGUGUUGGAGACCAAGGGUAGCGAGCACGAACGUCACACUCCUGGGGAAGAGGAGCGCUCUCCGGGAACGCGUGCUGUACAUCGGGAAGAGGAGACUCAACGCUGGCAGUCUCGCAAAGUGUUGGAGACCGAGGGUAGCGAGUGUGAACGUCAUGCUUCGGAGGGUGCGUCCGUGGACACUGACAGCGAGAGUGCAGGAGCUCCGGGGGAAACGCAUGCUCUACAACGGGGAGAGGAGACUCGACACAGGCCGGCUCGUGAAGACGUGAAGUGGUUCCACACACGAGCGCUGGUGAUCGGGACGUCCGAAGAGGUUCUGCACAGUCGUUCGACUGUGGCCAUGACGCGAGAGGGUGUCGUUAAGGGAGGUCAGUGGACGUUCGUGCAAGCUCCCGUUCUGGGCGACGAUGAAGAUGAAGAAGAACCCGCCGUGGAAGCUCGGGUUCAUGGCGAUGAGAAAGGCGGAGAACCCGUGGUGGAAGGCGGUGAGGUGACUGUCGACAUCCGGACGGAUCCACAGCGGAAAGAUGGUGAUUGUUCGCCCACCCCCACCGAGCUGGUUAGCGACUCAGGCGUGGCCGAGAUGCAGAACGUCGAAUCCUCCGUGGAAGGCGGUGAGGUGGCCGUCGGCAUCAAGAUGUUUCCAGAGCGGAAAGAUCAUGAUUCUCCGUCCACCCGUUGCUGUGCCGAACAGGGUGAUCGAGCAUCUGUCCUCAGUACCGGUCGGGAAAUGGUGCUUCAUGAAGCCAUCGACUUGCCAAGCGACUCAGCUGCCACCGAGCUGGUUAGCGACACAGCCGUAGCCGAGGUCCAGAACCUCGAAUCGUCCGUGGACGUUGGCGCAGUGGCGCGACAAGAGGGCGAGUUCCCUCAAAGGUAAGAUUUAUGAAUAAGAGCACUCGCAUAUCUGUCACUAGC